AUGCCUUCUCCAUUCCACCAGAAAUACUCAUCGCAAAGCCACAAAGUUUUCGGAGACAACCCAGUCCCAGACAUGCCAGAAAGUCCUAAAGAGAACGCGGAUCGCCGUGGUUCAGAUGCCUCAAUAGGCUCUGCGUCUGGAUCUCCUUAUGGACGACGAAGAUCGUCUGCCACCCAGCGAUAUGCCAACCUCCACGCCCUGAAACGCCCAGACAAUGAAGAGCACGCGGCGAGGAGAGCAUCUCUACACGACUCAUACGGAAAGGUCGGAGUGCUCGGAAGCCUAUGGAACAACUUCACACGCGGUCCAGUAACAUCACCCACUAAGGCUGCGGAGCCCAAAGACACUACCACCCUGCGUGGCUGA
This is a messenger RNA of Parastagonospora nodorum SN15, 366 nucleotides long. RefSeq lists its product as hypothetical. The transcript is spliced from 3 exons. The record is from RefSeq and is a predicted model, not a curated record. Bases 1 to 366 code for a protein of 121 amino acids. NCBI's taxonomy places the organism in Eukaryota, Fungi, Ascomycota, Dothideomycetes, Pleosporales, Phaeosphaeriaceae.